CGCAACCCUACCGGGUUGCCUAAUGUGCCGCGGGUCGAACCCAAACCCGACCCCUGCCCGCGAGUGUUUCCUCCUUCAAAAAAAAGCAUCCAAACAGGGGUUAAGACUUUGAGUUAUUGGUAAGUUCAUAUACAGAUUGAGCUCUCCAAUCUCUGUUCUAAUGGCGACUCUAAAGGCCAAAAAUUGUCUCGUUUCAAAUUCAAACCUUCGUCUGAACAACGGCAAUGGAGCGAAACCCAAGACUAGGAUCGAAUCGUCUCUCAAGAAAAUGUCUGGCCACUGGGAUUUUCUGGACGAGAUUGAGGCUCCAAUGUGGGUGGAUCUCUCUUUGGAAUCCAAGUCCGCAGAUACGGAUAAAGAUGAUGAGUGGUUUUACACAAUCCAUUUGUUCCAUCAAUCUUCUGCCAUGGAAUUGAAGGCUGCAUUUUCUAAGAUUGGAGAGAUGACUGUGGAUAUGCAACAGCCGUCUCCCCCAAAUCUCCCGCCAUCGGUAUCAAGAUCAAGAGGUAAAGAUUACAGAAACAAGGAGUGGGUGAAGGGGAAUCAGAAGAUAACUCUGGACAAGAAACAUCCAAUUACGAACUUAAGCAGUAAUUCAAGCGGUACUAGUGAUUUCUUGUCAGCUCUGGGGAUGAAUAGGUGUGCAACAAGACUGGGAGCAAGGGCGGCUGUUAAUAGUUACAGCCAAUCUGAUGGUUGGAAAUCUCUUUCGUGCAAAUCAAGCAUGGGAUCUUCAAAUCCUCACAGGGAGGAUAGAAACCUGUCAACGGGACAAUCUAAAUACAAAACCCCAGAGAGUGUAAAUAUUUUUAAAAUGUCAAAGGGUCAUCAGCAUACCAACAUAACACAACAAAACCCUUUACUUCCUAAAAGAUGCAACAUAAGCGUGCUUCCAGAUGUGGUUUCAAAGUCUAAAGAGAACAAAGGAAGCACGUUUAAAAGACCUGUGACCAGUGGUAAAGAGAAUGCACCGAGGGCAAUGUAUAGGAGUCAGGAUUUAAGCAUCAAAGAGAGGGCAGGAGCUACAGUUAGAAUGCAAGCUCCUAAAUUUUUAAAGGAAAGAGUCCAGGGAACUAGUGCCAGAACAAUACUGACUGAUUCAAAGGUAACACUAGAUAAGAAAAGAGAAGUGAAGAGUUCUUAUAAUAUCGGUAAGGUCUUCUUGAGAUGAGAAUGAUCAGCGUAGAUUGUUACCUGCAAUCUAGGUAAGGCAAUAAAGAAGAUGAGUAAAGACACUUCUUCAUGGUUCAGGUACUAAAGAGCCCAUGUCCGGUUUUGUUCACUUUAGGGCAGUAAGGGCACUGGCCUUCAUGGCAUACCCUUAAAAUGGAGCCAACAACAGUUCAUCAUUUGAUGACUCCUCUUGUGAAUAUAUGGUGUAAAGUGACCCAUUAACUAGGUAGCUGAGAACAAAGAGUUAAGGAAGAU
This is a messenger RNA of Cuscuta campestris, 1428 nucleotides long. NCBI's taxonomy places the organism in Eukaryota, Viridiplantae, Streptophyta, Magnoliopsida, Solanales, Convolvulaceae. The record is from the annotation of a GenBank genome assembly.